Messenger RNA from Lonchura striata (white-rumped munia), 959 nucleotides. NCBI's taxonomy places the organism in Eukaryota, Metazoa, Chordata, Aves, Passeriformes, Estrildidae. The record is from RefSeq and is a predicted model, not a curated record.
AUGGCCGUUCGAACGGCCGGAAGUGGCGUCACGCCGCGCGCCGCAGCACCCGGCCGCGCUUCCGGUGACGUCACCCAGGGGCGCCGCACCCGGAAGCGCCAGCGGGGCAGGCCCCCCCGCAAACUCUACGAGAAGAAAUUCUACGAGUUCGAGACCCGGCGGUGGCGCAGGGGGGGCGCGGGGGGCUCGGGGGUCCUGGGGGCCCGGGGAGGGCUCAGGGGGUCCCGGGUGCCCCUGACCCUCCCCCUGCCCCCAGACGUGUUCCACUGGCCGUGCCUGGCGGCGUGGGCGCGGGCGCUGCCCCCCAGCACGGCCCCCGCCGGGCACCGCUGCCCCCAGUGCGGGGGGCCGCUCUUCCCGCCCCCCAACCUGCAGGGCCCCGUGGCCGAGGCGCUGCGGGCGCGGCUCCGGACGGCGCCGUGGGCCCGGCCCGGCCUGGGGCUGCCGCUGAUCGAGGACUCGGAGGAGCUGCCGGAGCCCGAGACCUCCACGGAGCCCGACGGGGGCUGGGACGCCCCCCUGGCGCCGCCCCAGCCCCCCCCGAGCCCCCCAGCCCCCCACGCCGUCGUCCACAUGGGGGGCGAGACCCCGACGCUGCACGCCGGCUCUGCCCCACGGAAGCCCCUGGGGGGCCGUGAGGCCCGGAGCCCCCCCGACCACGACGAGGACAAAUACCGGCGGCGGCCGCUGGCCUGGCUGCCCCCCAAGCUCAGGUGCCGCGCGCGCGGGGCCCCGCGGCGCCCCCUGCUGGCGCUGUGCCUGGGCGGGGCCGCGGCCUUCGCGCUGCUGCUGCUCCUAUUGGCCAGCCUGGGCAGGGGCGGGGCCGACUCCGACCCCGCCCUCGAGCCGCUCAACAACCCCCACGUGCGGGUGGGGCACUGACCACGCCCCCGGGGCGGGGCCGGGGCGGGCGUGGCUAAUAAAGGGCGCCCCCCUGUGGGGAGGGAGGCACAAGCGUC